AAAGAGGUCGUCGGCCCUGCAUUUAAGCUCUCUUCAGAAUGGGUGCCCACAGGAUGGAUGUGCAACCCAAAGGGAAACCUUUACCGCUAUUUUGCCUGGUUGAAAUAAAUUCUUAGUGUUGGGGAGCAGAACUCCGCUUACCUGGAAUCACAAGGGAUUUUGAGGAACCCCAUUAGAAAUAGCUGGGGCAGGAGGAGUGGACUGACAUGCUUCAGGGAGACUUGUUUGCUUUUGCUUUGUUUUGCCAGUUAUUGGGAUUUUUUUUAUUUGUUAUGUAUGUAACGCCACUGAUGUACCACUUGAUUGUAAGAAACCUCUAAAGUGGUUUACAAGAGGUGUAAUACUCCCUUGGCUAUAAAAGGGAUGGAGUUAUUUUUACUUCUGAAAUGGAUAGUUACAUCUGGAUUGAUAUAUUUUAAAGUACUGCUGUUGUUCAUUUGGAACUAAAAAGGUACAGUGUUAACUUUCAUCCAUGACCCCUAUGAGAUAAUUCAGGCCGUAACCUUAUAUCCAGUUUCCCAGGAGUAAGCCCCAAAGUGCACAAGACUGCUUGCUACAUCUUUUUGCUGAACUAUAGUGCAACAACUGCAUUGCAGUGAUGGAGACAAAUUGGAUCAUACAGCUACUGCUCCUUUUAGCUCUUACCUUGGUUUUUGCUACAGCGAUUCCAGAAGAGAAGCAGUGGAAUUUGACCAAUGAAGUCUUUCUGUUGGGUGAUAUGAAUAUAACAGACGAUAUCUAUUCACUAGGUGUAACUAAAAACAAAAUAAUGACAGCACAGUAUGAAUGUUACCAGAAAAUUAUGCAAGAUUCUUCACACAAGAGUGAAGGUCCUCAUUGCAAUAGAACAUGGGAUGGAUGGCUGUGCUGGGAUGAUGUUGCUGUGGGGGAAGUAGCAAUUCAGAACUGCCCUGAUUACUUUCAGGACUUUGACCCCUCAGAAAAAGUUUUUAAGACCUGUGAGGAAAAAGGACAUUGGUUUGUGCAUCCUGAGAGUAACAGAACAUGGACAAACUACACACUCUGUACUUUUGGAGUAACUGCUAAACUGAAGACCGCUCUGAAUUUGUAUUAUCUCACUAUCAUUGGCCAUAGCCUUUCAAUUGUUUCACUUUUGAUUUCCCUUGGCAUAUUCUCCUAUUUUAAGAGCCUGAGUUGCCAGAGGAUCACUUUACAUAAAAAUCUCUUUUUUUCUUUUGUUUGCAACUCCAUCGUUACAAUCAUUUCUCUGACAGGAGUUGCCAGCAACCAACAGAUGGUUGCAUCUAACCCAGUUGGAUGCAAAGUGGCCCAGUUCUUCCACUUUUAUUUAAUGGUUUGCAAUUACUUCUGGAUGCUCUGUGAAGGCAUUUAUCUGCACACUCUCAUUGUGGUGGCUGUAUUUGCAGAAAAACAGCACUUACUGUGGUAUUAUCUUCUUGGAUGGGGAUUCCCGUUGAUUCCUGCCUGCAUACAUGCUGUAGCAAGAAGCAUAUAUUACAAUGACAACUGCUGGAUCAGUUCAGACACUCAUCUAUUGUACAUCAUCCAUGGUCCUAUUUGUGCUGCUCUACUGGUGAAUCUCUUUUUCCUCUUGAACAUUGUUCGUGUUCUAAUAACCAAGCUAAAAGUCACCCACCAGGCAGAAUCCAAUCUCUACAUGAAAGCUGUUAGAGCUACCCUAAUUUUAGUGCCACUUCUUGGCAUUGAAUUUGUACUGGUUCCUUGGCGACCAGAGGACCGUAUUGCCGCAGAGAUUUAUGACUACGUGAUGCAUAUCCUUAUGCACUAUCAGGGUUUGUUGGUGGCAACCAUUUUCUGUUUUUUUAAUGGAGAGGUCCAAUCUGUUCUAAGGAGACACUGGAAUCAAUACAGGAUCCAGUUUGAGCACAGCUUUACCCACUCUGAUGCUCUUCGCUCUGCUUCCUACACAGUCUCCUCCUCGAUUGCAGAUGGUCAAAGCUUCAGCUACAAUCACGACUGCACCAGUGAACAUUUAAAUGGAAAAAGCUUUCAUGACAUGGAUAAUAUUGUUUCUAAACCUGAAAAGCUGUAUGGCUGAUUGCAGAAGACUCUUUGUUAUUACCAUCCCCCCUGAUCCCCCCCCCCCCCAGUAUUUUGAGAGGAUUAUUCCAUGAGCAGGCAGGACAUUUUUUGUCAAUCUUUGGACAUGGUUGUUCUUGAAGAAUGUGACAAAUUUCAAUUCCUUUCUCACAUGUGCACAUGCCUUAGCAUUUCUUAGCAUGUGAGUGCUUGUUCUUUGUUUGUACACUGGAGCUGGUCUUGCCCAUCAACUGAAAUUUUACACUUUGACCUCUGGAUACCUAUCAUUCAGAAAAAUACUGGUUGAAGUUUUAAUUGGGCUCAAGCAAGCUCUAACUAGGCAUUUGUGUUUUGUACAUAUAAAUAUGUAUCAAGAUAGACAAACUUUGCCUCUUCAGUUUCUACUGUGUAGACAAAGUGGGCAAUUAUUUUGUAUGAAGGGAAUCAAAGAAAGUUUCAUAUUUUUUCAGCAGUUUGUAUCAUGGCUGGGUUGUCUAUGAGGCCAUUUUGUUUGCUCACAAGAACUUGUAAAUACUGUAUUUAUCAUAUUGUGUUGUCUUAAGUGCAGCCAACAAAGCAACCUAAAUAAGUAUUGAAAAGGAUGCAAUAAUUGCAAAGUAUUCUUCGUGUUGACUGCAACAUUUAAGUCUUGACAAGGAUAGUUACAAAUCUGCAAUAUAGACAAUGGCCCUGAUCCAAUUAAUGUUAGUCAUUACUAACUUGCUCAUUGGUUUCAGUGGGACGUGCUACAAUACUGUACAUACUUACUUGUGACUGAGACCCGUGGAACUUGAAGGGAUAACCUGUGGCUAUAUGUGACUAGGAUUAGGCUGUUAGUCACAGCUUACUUUAGUUGGAUUGAGUCCAAUGAGUUGGCCUGUUUUGACCACUAUUUUAAAUAGAGUGUGUUACAAAGCCAUUGGGAAUCUGAGGGCCUGGAUUUUAUAGUAUGUUCCUCUAUCUUUUCAUUCAGCUCCUACAAGGAACAUCUCCAGAAAAAGAGUGGAUUACAAGAGUGAGUCUCAUUUAUCACAUUCCACGUGUAACUUGUAGGCAUGAGGACGGUGAUACAUGCAUGGAGUUUCCAUGCUUUUGUGGGCUUCCCUUUUCUCUUCAUGAAGGGGUCCAUUUGUGAAUAUGCAUGGAUGUAACCCCUCCAGUGAAAUGAAUGCUUGGGCAAUACCUCUGUGUAUGCAGUGGAGCACAUGCACAUUGUUGGAUAGCAUUCAUAGUGUUUACACUAGAGGCAAUGACAGAGUUGUAUUUAAUAAAGAAAUUAGGCACUUAAACUCACUUCAGUGACCCAUAGUCCUUUCCCAGUUAGUAAAAAAAUGAUAAUACAGUUAAUAGUUUCAGCUGUAGUUUGUCUUCUAGGUCAGAUGUUAGCACAGGUUAGGAGGUACUGCAGCUGCUUAGUCUUCUUGUGGUACAGAAACCUGGCUGACUAUAUAGUGAUGGGAAAGGCAGCACUGAGAGAGGUGAGUAGUCCCUAGCUAUGUUGGCUCUUCAGAAUGUGGUAGUGGAUUUCCACCCCAUAGAUGGAAUGAGUACAAGAGGCCUGAACCUUUCAUUAGCUGACUUAGCAGUAAAUAAACAUUAGGUGUCCUCUUUUCUAAGGAUUGUAGAUCCAGGAGUCUGCAUCACCGUAACUGAUUUGGUAUAGAAGGCAUAAAACAGAUGGAGAAUCUGUGGCCCUACAUAUGUUGCUGGACUACAACUUCUAUCAUCCCUGAACAUUGGCCAUGCUUGCUAGGGCUGAUGGGAGCUGGAGUCCAACAGUAUCUGGAUGGCCACAGGCUCCCCAUUUCUGAUAUAGAAGAAUGGGGGUGUAUAUGGAAUGGGGACAGAAUUCAUUAUUUGACUACUUCCACUGAGUGGAAAUUAGGGGGGAGGGUGUUAUUUGGGGAGGGCAUUGCUUGGCAUUGGUGGAGGCAGCAAAUGGACAGGGGCUGCAUGAUGCAGGCACCACCCCUGGAGUGUCACUGGCUGUAACUGGCAGAGCCCCUAUUUACCCCAUGUAUUUUCACAGAUUAAAAACAAAAAAACUCACUAGAAAUGGAGGCUUCACUAGAAGUGAGGAGUUUGAAAAGUUUGCCCCUUUUUGUCCUAGAUUUCAUUUCACUUUGAGCAGAGACCAAAUGGUGAUAAAUUGAUCAUAUUUGGCACCUUAGUUCAAGCACCUAGGCUAGGUAGGACUUUUGAUUUGGAUGGUCUAACCAUUGGUGGUGGUUGGCUUUUUAAGGGCCUUGAAUCUUUUUAAAGGCAAUUCUUGUUUCUCUUUGCUACUGCUUGUUCAUUUUAAAGGUUUUUUUGUACCUGCUUAUGAUCACGACCUUGUGCAAAACUCCCAAGGGCCUAUAACUAGCACUUUGUACCAGAAAAGAUGUGGAGCACCUUCAGAUAUUGGCUGGAAACUCACUGCAAUCUUACCUACAGUUAAGGUGCUUAAAUCAAAUUGAAGUCAGUGGGAUGCAAGGUAGACUAACUGUGUACAGGAAAACCUUUGAUAGCCUUGGCCUCUUGAGGUCUGCAUAUAAAAGCUAUAUUAUUAUGUUCCUCAUAACUUUCUCAAGCUUUUUCUGCUGCCUUCACUUACGCUGAGAAGAGCUUUACUCAGUAGAUAAUACCACUGUUGUCUUUUUAAAUGACGACGGUUGUAAAAAAGAUGUAAUAGUGUGAAAUCUUUUAGGAACCCUGGUAAGAAAAUUUCUUGAAAUGCAGCAUGCUGAGACUUUGAGAACUGUUUUGAUUUAAAAAAAAACCUAUGCUGAAUAGCAGAGAUGUAGGAAUACACGGACCUAGGCAAAAUAAAUUCCUUGAAAAGUCUUAGGAAUAAAGAAAAUGUGUCUGAAUCUGUGUAGUUUAUUUAAUAUGAGAAAAGGGGAAAUGUCCAUCCCCUACCACUGUUAGGAUAUUCUCAGACCGAAGUCCUUUCUGAUUUGUGAAAGCUACUGGCAAGAAAUGAAAUGAAACUUCUCCUUUCCCAGAACAACUUCUGCUUUUAAGUGCCAUGGUGGAACACGAGGUGUUCAAUUUCCUCCUUUUUCAAGGUUGUACGUUAAUUGUCAUUUAACAGGCUUCAAUAGGCAGCUAAUUUGUGAGCAAUUACAAUGCUUUGAGGUUGAAAGGCUUUGAAUGCUUGUCGUCAUGAUCAUAUCAUUAUUUUCAGAUGGAAAAUUAUUAGGAAAAGCUCAGCAAAUGCUUGUCAUUUCGCUCAGUAUGCUCUGGAUGGCAUUUGACUGGAUAAUGAAAUGGCUAUGUGAUGUUACAAAAUUUAAGUCACUGGGUUCGUGGAGCUAUUUUUACGUUUUGAAAAACAUGGAUGUAUUCAGGGUUGUGUGUUGGCUGUGCUUCCACGGCAGAAAGUCUGCGGUAUUCAUGUUUCUAAGAAUAUAUUCUUUUUUAAAAAAUAAAGUUUCUAUCCUAUAGCGUUGUGAAAAUAUUGCUUGAAAGUAUGUGGCCAAAUCUCAGAAAACAUGGUUUUUCAUAGGUCAGAGGGAAAACUUCACUGAAAGUUCCUUUCAGUCCUUUCAGUAGAAUGGCCCCAAGACUAACAAGAGCAGAAUAAAUUAUGCAAAAACUAUAAAUUAUGCAGUUUUAUACAGAUCACAGAAUUCAGCUUUUGUUGUAAAGGACUAUUGAAUUCUAUUAGCUUACAGUACACUGGCAUCAUCUGGAAUCACAUCUGGGCCUAAAAUUGCACAACAAAUGUCAUAUUUUAAUUAUACUAGAUGUAUCUUUCUUGGAGAGAUGACACACAAACUCUGCCAUUUGCUGUACCCAUGGUGUCACUGAAGGACAGAUGUAUAUUUUACAAAAAAAAUUCCAUGGAUCUUAUUUAUGGGCGUGGUACCCUAGGGUUCAUCUCUGCGUUUCAAACGUAGCACAAGGAGAGGACCUCUCAUGUGUUUCAGUGGUUUGGAAAGUCAUUCCCUCUGUCAACUUUAUUCUUGCAGGCUGCAUGGUUGGCACAAAUCUGAGGAAAAGUCAGAAUCAUGCAUUGCAUUCAAGGCUAAAUUGUUAAUCUCAGCACAUGCUGAGACUUUCUCUUAUAAGCAGGGGAAGACGCUGCACAUGGAGUGUGGAAUCUCUCUGUCCAUCUGGAAUAUUUCUUCCAAAGAAGACAAUGGAAACUAAUGGGAACAUGGAGCUUUGGACUGUAGCCAUGUAUACCAUGAUGAAUCUUAUGACAGCCAUUCCCAUGUUUAUUACUAAGCCUUCUCAACUCCCCAAGAUCAUAAUCUAUCUUUCUUUGAGGCCCAGCUAUCAUUUCCAUACACUGGCCUGGAUGUUAGAACACUUUAACUUGGGUGCUGCACUGUCACAAGGCUAGCGUCUUAGGGCUUUUUCAAACCUGCAUGGACAUUACAUGAUCCUCUCAUCACGUGUGGAUUCUCAGGUGAUUAUAUGAACUGUCUCUAUUGAAAUGUAUUGCAACUGAGUUGAUAUCAGGUGAUAAGAAAGUUAGCUCUGUGGUGAUUAAUCUGUGGUGAUUCAUUCAAACAUGUGCAUCAUCACUUGAUGUUACAAUCAAGUGAAAAGCAUACUUGUGUGAGCCAGCUCUUAGUGCAGGUGUGGGAGACCUUUGGCCCACCAGAUGUUGCUAAACUACAAAUCCUAUCAGCCCCAACGGGGCCAGAAGUUGUUCAGAAACUUCUGGAGGGCCAAUAGUUCCCCACACCUGUCUUAGUGGCUUGAACCCAGGAAUCUAACUCACCUGUCAGGCAAUCAGUGCAUUCUCGUAUGGAUGAUGUAUUAUCUUAUAAAUAUGAUUAGUAAACUACCAUCUUGGAAUAAUGGCUUUUUUAAAGGUGUUCAAUUUCUUUAAAGCCAUCAUUUUAGUUAUUCACUGAACAUAAGUAACCUGAGGAGAAAUCAGGAAAGGGAUUUUUUUUAAGUUUCUCAUCUUUCAAAUUAGUAUCUAAUAAUAACAGAUUUCUAAAUGUUAAUGUUACUAGAU
Molecule: messenger RNA, 6982 nt
Organism: Rhineura floridana
Lineage: Eukaryota; Metazoa; Chordata; Lepidosauria; Squamata; Rhineuridae
Gene: CALCRL
Product: calcitonin receptor like receptor
Exons: 13
Coding region: 599-2041 (480 amino acids)
Biological process (GO): cell surface receptor signaling pathway; angiogenesis; adenylate cyclase-activating G protein-coupled receptor signaling pathway
Cellular component (GO): plasma membrane
Molecular function (GO): calcitonin receptor activity; calcitonin gene-related peptide receptor activity; adrenomedullin receptor activity
Source: RefSeq, a predicted model, not a curated record